Molecule: messenger RNA, 1293 nt
Organism: Arabis nemorensis
Lineage: Eukaryota; Viridiplantae; Streptophyta; Magnoliopsida; Brassicales; Brassicaceae
Source: the annotation of a GenBank genome assembly
AUGGGAUUCCCAAUUGUUGGGGAAACAUGGGAGUUUCUCAAACCGGAAGAUGUUCUCCAAGUGUCUUCUUUUGUCAGGAGGCGAAUGACAAGGCACGGGAAUGUUUUCAGGACUAGUUUGUUUGGACAAAAAGUCAUAAUCUCGACUGAUGUCCGAAUAAAUCUUGAAAUUGCAAAGUCCAACACAGAUUCUGCUCUAACCAAGAGUGUCCUGAAGCUCUUUGGGGAGAACAAUCUGUUUGUGCAGAGUAAAGCCUCACACAAGCGUGGUCGUAACUUGACAUUCCAGCUGUUUGGAUCACAGCGUCUCAAAUUGACCAUGCUACAAGGCAUCGAUGUCUUGGCUGGAAAGUUCCUCAAGUUAGGUGCCCAAAACGGCAGUUUGGACGUCAAGACAACAGCAAGCAAGAUCUUAAUAGAGUGCCUUGCUAAGAAUAUCUUGGGCGACAUGGAUCAUGAGUCCCUAACGGAACUGCAGGAUUGCUGGAACUUUUUCCCUACAAGUGGAUGGUUUCAACUGCCACUGGACAUUCCCGGAUCGAGGUUUUACCAACUCCUACAGGGUAGAAAACGGAUGAUGAAGGUAUUAGGUGACAUGGUCUCCAUGAAGAUAACAUCGGGAGAAAGAGUUACUGACUUCAUGGAGAUCAUAUUCAAUGAAAUGGGGUGCCAAGGGGAGAGCAGGAGCAGGAGCGUGGAAAAGGCGGUUGAAUACAUCUUUAGCUUUUUCAUAGUAGCAAGUGAGACAACCCCACGGUUUCUUGCCGCUAUACUAAAGCUAGUAUCCGGCAAUCCAAGGGUCCAGCAAGAGCUGCAGAGGGAGCAUUCUGACUUCACUCAAGUGACAUGGGAGAACUAUAAAGGCAUGACUUUCACCCACAUGGUUAUUAACGAGGCCCUCCGUAUCACCAGCACUGGCCCAACUAUAUUUAGAAGAACUAGCCAAGACUACCAAGUUGGAGGCUAUCGAAUUCCAAAGGGGUGGAUCUUCAUGGGGUACCCUCUCGUUCAUUUUAACGAACAAUACUACGAGAACCCUUUUGAAUUUAAUCCAUGGCGGUGGAAGGGAAACGAAUUGAACGCUACUGUAUCAAAAACCUAUAUGCCAUUUGGUGCCGGUACGAGAUUAUGUCUUGGAGCCGAGUUUGCGAAAAUGCAAAUGGCGAUUUUCAUCCACCAUAUCUCACGAUAUAGGUGGUCGAUGAACGAAGGAACCACAGUGCUUAGGAGGSUUCUUCCUAUUUUCCCAAAUGGAUCCGAAGUUCAAAUCUUCGAGGAUACGGCAUGCCACUGA